AUGGAGGAUUGGGAUUCGAAAUGGCGUUUAAUGAUAAAGCGGGAGGACGAAAAGAGAGUGUGUAACCGGAUUUUAAAUGAGCGUUUAAGGGAGAAAAAGGAACUUGAGGAAGAAAUCGAGUGUACCUUUUUCCCGAAAACUUACAAAUCACACCCUACACCUGGUGUUACGGAACCUAGCACAUCAAGUUACUCAGAACCGGACGCUGAUGCUCUUUUAAAGUUGUUGUAUCCCAUAAUUAGCGAAGAGGAAGAGAUACUAAAUGAGCUAGACCAGCUUGAGCGGGAGGAGAAGAGUCGCAUCAUGGAGCUCUCUGAGCUCAUUAUUUCAGGCAUAAUAAAGUAUCCAGAGGAGAGUUUGGACAAAUUCUUGUCGUUUUACAGAGAUGAGAGGCUCAGUGACAUCUCUGAGCUUAGGAACAGCAGGAUUAAGGUUAUAGGUAAACUUCAUGAACUUGAGCGUGAAUUUAAUCUUGUAUGUUCAAAAGAGGGUCUCGACCCACAAGCAUUUGCUAAAAUCGGAUUUGAAAUUAACAACAUAAGAGGAAUUAAAGAGGAACUCUUGAAUUCAAUAAGCCUAAAUACUCUUAAAAUUAGGUGUAAAAUUAAACAAGAAUUUGAUCAAAUUCUGAGGUCUCUUAAUCCAAACCAAUUUAGUCACAAGAAUACUAUGGUUAAAAAUACAAGACUAGUUCCCAAAAACUGUUAUUAUCCUUAA
Theileria parva strain Muguga is the source of this 717-nucleotide messenger RNA. RefSeq lists its product as uncharacterized. The record is from RefSeq and is a predicted model, not a curated record. Lineage: Eukaryota; Apicomplexa; Aconoidasida; Piroplasmida; Theileriidae. The transcript has a single exon. Bases 1 to 717 code for a protein of 238 amino acids.